UGAACGGCUCGUCAGUCCCUUGUCUUUGAAGCAAAAAGAGGUUGACUAGAUCAAUCACAUGCAACCGCUCCUAUCACCGAUCUCAGCUCCCGUCAAGCAGCAUUAAAGUUCAGCACCGCCUUUUAGCCGUUUUCUAGUAUUUGGAACCACCGAGGACCAUACUAUGGGCGACUGUCAGGAAUCUCACCUCCUUCAACUCCCUUCAUAUAAGCGAGUCGAACCCGGUUCAGUCGACAUCCCUCUCGGCAAAUUCCCGGUGUCACCCAGCUCUAUACCCACCGAAUGUCAACAAGUUGCACAAUCAAUCAUCAAGCAGUUCAAUCAAGCACUUGUGGAGAAAGACUACGCUUCUCUCGCUGGGCUCUUUCUAGAACAUGGCUAUUGGCGCGAUCACUUGGCCGUGUCGUGGCAGUUGCGGACUGUAAAAUCACCUGCGGGUAUCGCAGGAUUUCUGCAAGAGGGAUGUCGCCUUACCAGGGUUUCUAUCGACACGUCCUCCGCCUUCCGGAGUCCUCACGUCAGCAACAUCGAUGGAUUUGGGGACGUCAAAGGGAUUGAGUUCUGCAUUGACGUAGAGACUGAGGUUGGUGUUGGCAGAGGUCUAGUCAGAUUGGCGGAGCAGCAGAUGCAAUGGAAGAUCUUCACAUUUUUCACUACGUUGGAGGAGCUGUGUGGUUAUGAAGAGCCUCUCAAUCAUCGCAGGACCCCAGGUGUGGCACACGGAGGAGAUCCCAAUCGCAAGAACUGGCUGGAAAAGCGCCAGGCUGCUCAGAAUUUUGAAGAUAGAGAGCCAAAAGUUCUCAUCAUAGGCGCUGGCCAAGGAGGGUUGACCGCUGCUGCUCGGCUCAACAUGCUCAACGUCGAUACUUUGGUCAUUGAUGCCAACACUAGGGUAGGCGACAACUGGAGGAAGAGAUAUCGUCAACUGGUGCUUCAUGAUCCCGUGUGGUAUGACCACAUGCCAUAUCUCAGCUUUCCCGCUCACUGGCCAAUCUUCACGCCCAAAGACAAGUUGGCCGACUUUUUCGAGGCAUAUGUGCAGUUACUCGAACUCAACGUUUGGACGGAAACAACGUUAAGCUCCCCAACCUGGGAUGAAGAGAAGCAGCAGUGGAACAUCACGCUGCAUCGAAGGCAAGAAGACGGCACUCUCACCAACCGCAUCAUUCAUCCGAAACAUGUCAUCCAGGCGUCUGGACACUCUGGCAAAAAGAACUUCCCCCAAAUGGAAGGGAUUCCCAAUUUCCAAGGCGACCGUCUGUGCCACAGCUCUGAAUUCACCGGGGCAAAGGAUGGUCGAGGCAAGAAGGCCAUCGUUGUAGGAUCUUGCAACUCAGGUCAUGACAUUGCGCAAGACUUCUACGAGAAAGGCUACGACAUCACUAUGGUACAGCGGAGUUCUACUUGCGUCGUGUCCUCUAAAGCUAUUGUUGAGAUAGGACUUAAGGGAUUGUACGACGAAGAUAGCCCUCCAGUCGAAGACGCCGAUCUGUGGCUACAUGGAUUGCCAAUGGAGUUGUUGAAGGCUCAACAAGUCAAGGUUACCAAGCAACAGAGCGAGCAUGAUCGCGAGAUGCUCUCGGGUCUUGAAAAAGCAGGAUUCCGUCUCGACCGGGGGCCUAUGGACUCUGGUCUAUUCUUAAAGUACUUCCAGCGAGGUGGAGGAUACUACAUCGAUGUUGGCGCGAGUCAGUUGAUCAUUGACGGCAAGAUCAAAAUCAAGCAAGGACAGGAGAUCAAGGAAGUUCUCCCUCACGGACUUCGAUUCGCCGAUGGAUCAGAACUGGAAGCCGAUGAGAUCGUCUUCGCAACAGGGUAUCAGAAUAUGAAAAGCCAGGCAGAACUCAUCUUUGGUCGUGCGGUGAGCGAUCGCGUUGACAGCGUGUGGGGUUUCAAUGAAGAAGGCGAGUUUAGAACUAUAUGGCAGCAGAGCGGUCAUCCAGGAUUCUGGUUCAUGGGUGGUAAUCUGGCUGCUGCCAGAUAUUACUCCAGAAUUCUGGCAUUACAAAUCAAAGCCCUGGAGGAAGGUUUGAUGAAGUAUGGAGCAAGAUAG
Molecule: messenger RNA, 2053 nt
Organism: Macroventuria anomochaeta
Lineage: Eukaryota; Fungi; Ascomycota; Dothideomycetes; Pleosporales; Didymellaceae
Product: FAD/NAD(P)-binding domain-containing protein
Exons: 2
Coding region: 164-2053 (629 amino acids)
Molecular function (GO): flavin adenine dinucleotide binding; monooxygenase activity
Source: RefSeq, a predicted model, not a curated record